AUGGCCACCAGCUUCUCACCGGACACCGGGCUCCUACCCCUGUACUCCCUGUGGACCGAGCGUCUCCUGAGUUCAGAGGUUCAGGCGUUCUGGGUGCGUGGUUUGUGCUUUGGACGUCUCUUCCUGUUCCCGGUGUCCCUGUCGCUGGAGGUGUCUGUGGGGAAGGCUACCACCAUCUACGCUGUCAACGGCACUGAGAUCCUGCUGCCUUGCACUUUUUCCAGCUGCUUUGGCUUUGAGAACCUCCAAUUCUGGUGGUCCUACAAUGGCACUGGCACAUCCAAGACUCUCAUAGAAGGGACUGUAAAGAAUGAGAAGUCUGACCCCAAGGUGAAGGCCAAAAAGGAUGACCGUAUCACUCUGGUGGGCUCUACUAAGGAGAAGGUGAACAACAUUUCCAUUCUAUUGAAGGACUUGGAUUUCAGUGACACUGGCAAAUACACCUGUCGUGUGAAGAACCCCAAGGAGAAAGAUCUUGAGCACCAGGCCACCAUCUUCCUUCAAGUAGUUGACAAAUUGGAGGAAGUGGACAACACAGUGACACUCAUCAUCUUGGCAGUUGUGGGCGGUAUCAUUGGGUCCCUCAUCUUCAUCCUGCUGCUCAAGAAGUUCAUCACCUUCAUCCUCAAGAAGACUCGGGAGAAAAAGAAAGAGUGUCUCGUGAGUUCCUCAGGGAACGACAAUACAGAGAAUGGGUUGCCUGGCUCUAAGGCAGAAGAGAAACCACCCACAAAAGUGUGA
Messenger RNA from Orycteropus afer afer, 741 nucleotides. RefSeq names its product sodium voltage-gated channel beta subunit 4 (gene SCN4B). Lineage: Eukaryota; Metazoa; Chordata; Mammalia; Tubulidentata; Orycteropodidae. The record is from RefSeq and is a predicted model, not a curated record. Gene Ontology annotation, molecular function: transmembrane transporter binding; sodium channel regulator activity. Gene Ontology annotation, biological process: regulation of sodium ion transmembrane transporter activity; cardiac muscle cell action potential involved in contraction; regulation of ventricular cardiac muscle cell membrane repolarization. Gene Ontology annotation, cellular component: membrane; voltage-gated sodium channel complex.